UGUCGACUUUUUGAUCGCUAGUACACAUCUUUCUUUUUUCAUCGUCGAAUUGUUAAAAAUCUUAAAAUCAAAAUCGUAAUAUAGCAAUUUUGCACUGGCAAAAAGUGGAUUUAGAAUUGAAAAAUGGAUAUUCAUUCCAUUUGUCGUAUUUGUUUAGAGUAUUUGGAGAAUGGGACUGCUUAUGAUUUGUUUUUGAUACCUGGAUUGGCAAAAAAACUUUGUAUGUGUACGUCAUUGGCGGUGGAGCAGCAGGAUGGGUUUCCCAAAAAUAUUUGUGGCGUUUGUUAUACCCGCCUUAAUGAUAUGGCGGAAUUCCAAAAAUUAUGCGCUGAUUCUGUGCAAAGAUUUCAAGAGCUUUUGGCUAGCCACACGGUCAACUGUCCACCUCCACCCCCAACCGCUUUCGAUGUUAUGGAAGCCCCCUCUACGGAGCCUAUUGAAGGAGUACAAGUCGGAUUGCCGGACGAUGAUGAUGACAAUUUAGAUUUUGACCCUUUGUUGACCAAUCAUAAAAUGGAGAUGAUCGAAAAUGAAGAGGACGUUUUACAGAUGCUAGAAAGUGUGGAUAAAGAAGAACCAGAGGAGAUUGAAACUAAAGUGGAGCAGAUCGAAAGCAACGAUAUAGAAAGUGAAGAAUCCAGUGAUGAUGGCAAAGAGAGCGAUGUUGAUUUUCAACUACCUGACGGGAAUGAUGAUGAUGAUGAUGAAGAGGAAAGUGAGAGCGAUGAUGAUAAACCAUUAAUGUCAAGGCUGCGUAAUAUUAAAAAAGAAUACAAAGAAGAAAACGCUGAUGAGAAUCAUAUGAAAGAUCCCAAAAUAAAGCCGAAACGAAAGCGUAUACCAGCGGCAGAGCGUCAUCUUCAUCGAAUAAUUGACUGCCAUAUCUGCCACCAGAAGUUUAAGAAGACCAAGAACUAUCAGGAGCACAUGAAGUUUCACAAUGAUAAGUUGCCAUUUCAGUGUGAAGUGGAGAAUUGUAAAAGGGGAUUCACAACGGCAUAUGGCCUACGUCUCCAUGUGGAGCAUUGUCAUGACGAAACCGUAGAUAAGAUGCCAUGUACCCAAGAAGGUUGUGACAUGACUUUUACUCGUCGUCGUAUAUUAAAUUGGCAUUUGAAACGGGUUCAUAAAAUUGCUAAAGAGGAUGUCCCAAAAUCGUAUCCUUGCAAUGAAUGUGAAAAGGUAUUUAAAUGUCCGAUGGCUUUGAAGAAACAUAUGUUUAAGCAUACCGGCCAAGAGCUCCCAUUCCCUUGCAACAUUUGUGGAAAACGUUUUGUGAUAAACAGUGCUCUUAAAGACCAUCUUAUGCGUCAUGCUGGAAUAAAGAACUACGUAUGUCCUUAUUGCGGUGUAGGAAAGACUACUCGCCAAGAGUGGAAUACGCAUAUAGCUACCCAUAAUACAGAGAAAAAGUUUAAAUGCCAUUUAUGUCCACAUGCAUCGCACAACAAACAAAAUUUACGCAUGCAUGUACGUGUAGUUCACGAGAAGAUAAAAGAUUAUGCUUGCCAAUACUGUGGUAAAACCUUCGGUAAAUCUAACGCUUGUAAAAUGCAUGAAAUGACACACACGGGCGAAAAGAGAUGCGAAUGCAAGGUUUGUGGAAAAAGGUUCCUUUAUCCAAAAGGAUUAACAAAACAUCUUAAGACACAUGAAAAGCGUGUACUAAGAGCUAUAGAAGUGUACCGAAAGAGACAAGUUGAAUUAGGCGAGGGCGUUGUAGAGCAAUCAGAGCCUAUCCCUGAAUUGCCAAAUCCAGAAAACACUCAUGAAUCGCACCAAAAAGUGGCCGAUGAAAUACUUAAAGUGUGUGCCGACUCUGUCAACGCCAUUCCAAAAGAUCCAAGACGCGUGGAGCGCGUGGAUAUAGCUGACUUAGCCGGCACCGCGGUAAACCCAAUACCCUCGGUGGCUUUGCCGUCAUGGUCGCCGCAAAUUAACUUUAUGAUGAAGGAAGGUAAAUAUACAUGUCCUGAUUGUGGACAAGGUUUUAAUGGCUCUGGAAAUCUACGAAGACAUCACAAAAUUGUGCAUCAAGGGGUUAAAGAUUUCGCAUGCAGAUUUUGUCACAAACGUUUUGCUAAAGCUCAAACCUUAAAGCACCAUGAAAUGACUCAUACAGGUGAAAAACCACAUGGUUGCCCGCAUUGCGAUAUGCGUUUUAUACAAGUGGUUGCUUUGAAGCGCCAUAUGAAGGUACAUCAAGAACGUGCAACAUUUGUACCUUCUACUGUGUAUCAAGCUAAGGAAGAACUGGCUAUACAAGAACGUAAUAAAUACCAAGCGAAACGCAUGGCCGAAGAGGAGCGCGAAGCUAUUGCGGAGGAAGCACGCAAACAACUGGAGGAAUUGAGAAGACAAGAAGAGGACUUGCAACGUCGGCAAAGGGAGGCAUUGGCUAACGUUCCAAUGGCUAUUCCUAAGGAGCGGUUGCCUCCAGGGUCGGACAUUUCAAUAGCCACAAAUCUGUUGCCAACAGAUUUCCCAGGCUCUGGAAACAACAACGACGAAACUUCUGCUGUAGUCGCAGAUGCCGACAAUUUGAAGCAAGAAAAUGAAGAUGAUAUUAAAUAUCCCGAUCCAAUGGAAAAUUUUUAAAUGGAAUCUAAUGAAAGUAAACUUAAUAUACCGAGUGCUUAUACAAAAGCGACGCAUUUUACUUUGUCUUUAUUAAAUGUCCCUAAACUCUGUAACGUUCUUUAUUAUUUUGUCUGUAAUUGGGUUAUUUUUAAUGAAACUUAUGGUAUGUGUUUUAUAGCCAUAGCCCAGAAACCGUAGCAUAUAAAUGUUACAAACUUGUUUAUACAUUUUCAGUUUAAAUUUAAGAUUGUCGUACAUUUUUAUAAUGUAUUAAUAAAACAAAAUGCACUAUCGCAUUAAUAUAGUAA
Molecule: messenger RNA, 2888 nt
Organism: Stomoxys calcitrans (stable fly)
Lineage: Eukaryota; Metazoa; Arthropoda; Insecta; Diptera; Muscidae
Product: zinc finger protein 184
Exons: 1
Coding region: 124-2598 (824 amino acids)
Biological process (GO): regulation of transcription by RNA polymerase II
Cellular component (GO): nucleus
Molecular function (GO): zinc ion binding; DNA-binding transcription factor activity, RNA polymerase II-specific; RNA polymerase II transcription regulatory region sequence-specific DNA binding
Source: RefSeq, a predicted model, not a curated record